AUGGCCUUAUUCAAAAUAUUUAAAAGAGCCAAGAAACCAUGGGGUUAUAGCUGGAGGUCCUCAUCAUCUUUCACGGUAGUAUGUGUCGUCAUAACACUGUUUGCAGAAACAUUUACCCACGGUUUCGUGAUCCCUAUUCUCCCGUAUAUCCUGGAGAAGCGUAACAAUGUCGACCCCAAGGAUACGCAGCAGUUGACGUACUUGAUACUCACAGCAUAUGGCGCCACAGCAGUGGUAUCUGGACCUGUAAUCGGGCAGUUGACGGAUAGAUUUAAGUACCCCAAACUUAUCCUAGCAACCGGGUUAGGAAUUGCAUUCCUCGGGACAUCCAUUCUUGCAACGUCCACAAAUCUCAUAAAUGUCUUCAUUGGGCGUAUAGUACAGGCCGUGGGCAGUACCGUGUCCCAGGUUGUGGGGCAUGCUACACUCAAUGACGUCGUUAAACCACAAAACAUGGGUAUGAUAUUAGGCCUGGUAAACGUCUUUAUCAGUGCCGGUGCGUUUUCUGGUCCAGCGGUAUCAGGGUUUAUGCUCGAAUACUUUGGAUAUUGGAAGACCUGGAGGAUAGUAUUUGGGAUCCUUUCCCUAGAUAUUGUGUUGAGGCUUUUGAUGAUCGAACAUCCAAAGAUCAAAGAUAAGCGAAAACGCGCCAAAGCAAAGGACGACGAAAGCAGGAACGCUGAUUCGCUGACGGAGGGAGUAAAUGAGUACACUUCCCUUAUUGCCAAUGCUUCAAAAACGCCCUACAGCCUCGCAAAGGCAAUACGUGAUAUGAAGGAAGGUUGUACAUCCAUGUUCUCCUUCUACUGGAUACUGCUCAGUCAGCCUAUGAUUCUUAUUGGACUUGUGUCCUAUAUGACCCGCUCCUCUCUGAUGGCUAGUUUCAACACUACACUCCCCACACAUGUGCGAGAUAUGUUUGGGUGGGGUAGUUUUCCCGCCGGUAUGAUGUUUGUAGCACUCCAGGCGCCAGGAAUGGUCCUUGACCCUCUAUUCGGAUGGAUCCGAAGGAGAGGAGGGAAUAAAGUGCUCACAGGCCUGGGUUUUAUUCUGUUGGCUCCACUGCUCUGGCUUCUCGGAGCAGUGAAUCAAAAAUGGCUCCCAUGGUCCGGUUCCGAGGAUACGGUUAAGCUGGUAUAUGUCAUUGUUAUCAUCUGUAUAGGAUGUAUCCAGAACCUCCCAGCAAGUGUCGGGGCAGCGGAGAUAACUGCCGUAAUGGAGCACCUUGAAUCAGAGACUCCGGGAAUAUUCGGCCCCAAGGGCGGAAAUUCGCGAGGCCACUCCCUUUCUAAUGGGAGUUUUAAUCUAGGCCAGUUCAUAGGACCCCUCUUAUCUGGGUCUUUAGCAGACAAUCUAGGAUAUGGUCGUAUGACUUCAACUCUGUGUGGUAUCUGCUUCGUUACAUCGAUCUUGUCGAUUGCUUUCAUGAAAGAUAAGUCACCAAAGAAGAGGAACUGGUGGGUGUGA
Nannizzia gypsea CBS 118893 is the source of this 1467-nucleotide messenger RNA. RefSeq lists its product as hypothetical. The transcript has 5 exons. Gene Ontology annotation, biological process: transmembrane transport. The record is from RefSeq and is a predicted model, not a curated record. Lineage: Eukaryota; Fungi; Ascomycota; Eurotiomycetes; Onygenales; Arthrodermataceae. The coding region runs from base 1 to 1467 and encodes 488 amino acids. Gene Ontology annotation, molecular function: transmembrane transporter activity.